AUGGGGCAUCCAGACAAAUUCGUGCGCAUCAUCGGCACUGCCAUAUUCGUGCAGAGCCGUGUGGACGUGAAGUGCGAGUUCUACGAUUUCUUCAGGGACGCCAAAUUCUCUUUGUGGUGGUUGCCAGAGGUGAACAACAUGUGCAGGCUGCGUCCCACGACCACCGCCAGCUCGGGCCAGGACGGCGGCAUGAACUUCAACUUCGCCCUGCACAGGACAGUCAACGUCUCGGAGGUGGUGCUGAGCCAUAACACCAUGCCGGACAGCACCAACGUCAUCGCGGUGGCGAGCCCCGUCUUCCAGGGGGCUAUCGCUUCGAGGGAGCCCACUUCCCCGGCCACUACCUCGCGUACAAGCCGCCCAACCACCUCCGCAUGGUGGGCGGCGUCGUGGACGAGACCACGUCGAUAG
Prorocentrum cordatum is the source of this 411-nucleotide messenger RNA. NCBI's taxonomy places the organism in Eukaryota, Dinophyceae, Prorocentrales, Prorocentraceae. The record is from the annotation of a GenBank genome assembly.